Molecule: messenger RNA, 1887 nt
Organism: Bathycoccus prasinos
Lineage: Eukaryota; Viridiplantae; Chlorophyta; Mamiellophyceae; Mamiellales; Bathycoccaceae
Product: cathepsin D (lysosomal aspartyl protease)
Exons: 1
Coding region: 1-1887 (628 amino acids)
Biological process (GO): lipid metabolic process; proteolysis
Molecular function (GO): aspartic-type endopeptidase activity
Source: RefSeq, a predicted model, not a curated record
AUGUUCCCUAAAGAAGAAGAAGAAGAAGAAGAAGACAAACGUCGCGCACGUCCUCGUUCGUUGACGAUAACGCUCGCUUUAGUAGGAGGAGCGAUGCUGAUGCUGUUUUAUGAUGGUUUUGGUGGUCUUCGGUAUCAUCAUCAACGUAAUAAGAGUAAUAACGUCCAAGGAGUUCUUCACCGCGUGUCCUUGCAAAAAAAGGUGCCUUUGAUGAAAGCAAACGAGGACAAGGAAGCGAUGAGCGAAAACUGGCAAACGAAGAUGAAAGCGUCCAAGCUGCGCGCGAAACACGCGGAGAUGAAGAAGAAGCAAAUGGUGGAGAAGUACACGAGAAACGCCGAAACGAGUUUAAUGGAGGACAAGAAGAUGGAAUCGUCUGAAGACGCGGCGAUCGGAGGAGAAGGAGGAGCGACGUCGUCGGUGCCCAUCGCGAAUUACAUGGACGCGCAAUAUUACGGUCCGGUGGAAAUCGGAACGCCAGGGCAGAAAUUUCAGGUGUGUUUCGAUACCGGGAGCUCGAAUUUGUGGGUGCCGUCGUCAAAGUGCAAGUUUUCUCAAAUUCCCUGCGACGCGCACGAAAAGUACGACAGCGAGAAGAGCAGGUCGUACGAGCCGAACGGUGAGGAUUUUGCAAUUCAAUACGGAUCUGGGUCGUUGAGCGGGUUCUUGAGCUCGGAUACGGUGCGUUUGGGAAAUUCGAUUGAAAUUAAAGAUCAGACGUUUGCGGAAGCGACGAAAGAGCCGGGAUUGACGUUCCUUUUCGCUAAGUUUGACGGGAUCUUAGGAUUGGGAUUUAAGGAAAUCGCCGUCGACGGGGUCACGCCGGUGUUUGAUAACGCCGUCGCGCAAAAUCAAGUCGAGAAAGAUCAGUUUUCGUUUUGGUUAAACAGAGAUCAAGACGGAGACGGUGUGGUUGAUGGUGGUGAACUCGUCUUUGGUGGCGUCGACGAGAAGCACUUCGUCGGCGAGCACGUCUGGGUGGAUUUGACGAAGAAAGGCUACUGGCAAUUCGAUUUGGAUGACGUGAAAGUUGGUGAGUUUUCAUUCAUCGACGACAAAAACGACAAGACGACGGUGUCGUUCUCCUCCUCUACUAAGCAUCAAGCGAUUGCAGAUACAGGAACAUCGUUGCUCGCCGGACCUUCCGCCGUCAUCGAUAAAAUUAACGACGCAAUCGGCGCCGAAAACUUGAUGAUUCAAGAGUGUAAGAUUGCCAUUAAACGUUACGGCGAAGAAUUUUUGGACGACAUCGAAACGUACGAUUCGAGUCAAAUCUGCGAGAGUUUGAACAUCUGUCCAGCUGCCGCUGAAACAAAUGCGAUUGAAAAAGAAAUAAGUGAGCCAACCGGGGUGUUGGCUACGUCUCGAAAAUUAUUGAUGACGACGAGAGAGGAAAAGAAACAUCGCGGUCUUCGCGGGGGUCUCUCGCUUUUGGGCGAUCUUUUCAAACCGUCAAAGAAGAAUGAGGAAAAAGAAACGAAAAAGAGUAAAGUUGCGUGCUCGGCGUGUGAAAUGGCCGUGGAUUACGCGAAGGAGUUAUUGCAAGCGAACGUGACUCGUACGGUUGUUUUGAAUGAACUCGAGAAGGUUUGUGACUUUGUCCCGGCGCAGCCGGGUGGACAAGCCGGAGUCGAUUGCAACGCCAUCGUUGAAAUGCCAAAUAUUUCGUUUACAAUUGCCGGUAAAUCUUUCGAAUUGACGCCGAAACAGUACGUCUUAGAGAUUGAUGAUGGACAAGGCUCAAACACGUGCAUUAGCGGUUUCAUGGGUUUAGAUGUUCCUAAACCAAUGGGUCCUCUGUGGAUUCUAGGUGACGUGUUUUUGGGACCGUAUCACACGGUAUUUGAUCACGGCGGGUCCAGAGUCGGCUUCGCGAAAGCCGCGUAA